Molecule: messenger RNA, 3330 nt
Organism: Quercus lobata
Lineage: Eukaryota; Viridiplantae; Streptophyta; Magnoliopsida; Fagales; Fagaceae
Product: putative disease resistance protein RGA3
Exons: 2
Coding region: 1036-3330 (764 amino acids)
Molecular function (GO): ADP binding; protein binding
Source: RefSeq, a predicted model, not a curated record
AUGAAGAAGAAGGAAAGAAAAACCAUACCAAACCUCUAGCUUUCUUCUCGACCUUUUAGCCUUACUUUUCACUCUCUAGCAUAUUGAAGCAGUUCAAGCUCUGACCCUCUAGCUUUUUUCCUUCUCCUUUAGCCUUCCUUUUCUCUCUAUAGCAUAUUGAAACAAUUCAAGCUCUCACCUUUUAGCUCUCUUCUCGCUCUUUUAGCCUGUCUUUCGCUCACUAGAAAGUUUUCCAUUCACACUCUAGCAGUGAAGCACUUGAAGCCCACCAUCUCUAGCUUCUCUCUCGCUCUUUUAGCCUUCCUUUGGCUUUCUCUCACUACGAACAAAUGGCUGAAGCAAUCCUCUGCGGUGUUGCACAGAUGACAGACCAUAAUCGAAAAUUUGGGCUCUGGGGCUUUUGAAAAGAUUGUGUCACUGUGGAACGUUAAAGAUGACCUUGACAGCAUCAAGAACACUGUGUCCAGAAUACAAGCUGUCCUUCUGGAUGCAGUAGAGCAGCAGAACCACAACCAUCAAGACAGGGACUGGCUCGAAAAGCUCAAGGACGCUUUUUAUGAUGCAGACGACUUGUUGGGUGAGUAUAAGUUCCACGUUGAAUUAGCUUUGCAGCAAGAAGAGACAAGUGGGAAUAUUGCAGAAAAGGUGUGCGAUUUCUCUAGAAGUAUCCCACUUGUUUUUCGAAAUCGUAAGAGGAGUCGUAGAAUAAUCGAAUUGAGGCAGAAACUAAUUGCAAUGGCGGAAGAUAGAAAUAACUUUCACUUUAAUGAGGGCCAUGUGAAGCCUCAAGUGAGUCUGAACAGGGAGACUGUCCCAUGUUUACCUAAUAAAGAAGUCACUGGGAGAGAUGAGGAUAGAAAUGCCAUCAUAAAACUUUUAUUGGAGCCUAAUAAUGAAGAGAAUGUUUCAGUCAUUGCUAUUGUGGGAAUUGGGGGGUUAGGCAAAACCACACUUGCUCAAUAUGUAUAGAAUUAUGAAAAAGUCAAUACACAUUUUGAGCUAAAAUUAUGGGUGUGUGUCUCAAAUGUUUUUGGGAUGAAAACAAUUGCUGAAAAACUAAUAAAUGGUAUUGAUAAAGAUGAUAGCAUGGAACUAAUGCGAAAGAAACGUCGUAAGUUUAAUCCUGAAGUCCUCAUGGGUCAAGUCCACAACAUGGAUCCAUUGAGGGAAAUUGUUAACAAAGUUUAUCAAAAGAAUUUUUUACUUGUGUUGGAUGAUCUAUGGAAUGAAAAUUAUAAAAAUUGGAAUGACUUUAAAAGUCUUUUAAUCGGUGGUGCAAAGGGAAGUAAGAUUGUAAUAACAUAUGCUCUUAAAGGUCUUUCUAAAGACCACUCUUGGUCUUUAUUUGAGAAAAUAGCAUUUAGAAACAGACUAGAGACCAAUAAUCCUAAACUAGUAGAAAUUGGAAGAGAGAUUGUAGACAAAUGUCAAGGAGUACCCCUUGCCAUAGAGUCCAUUGCAAAUGCAUUAUACUUUGAGAAAAAAGACGGGUGGUUAAAGAUCAAGGAUAAGGUACAAGAAAAUGUAAUUGAACAAGGAGGUGGUAAUACUUUUUCAAUUCUAAGGUUGAGUUAUGAUCCUCUUCCGUCAUAUAUAAAAGGUUGUUUUCCUUUUUGUUCUUUGUUUCCUAAAGCUUACGAGAUUGAUAAGAUGACACUGAUUCAACUAUGGAUGGCACAUGGGUUAAUCCCAUUAUCAAAUAAUGGAGAGCAAUUAGAUGAUAUUGCAGAUGAGUACAUCAACCAUCUACUUUGCAGGUCCUUUUUUGAUGAAGUAAGGGAUUAUGGUUAUGGACAAGUCUUAAAAUUCAAGAUGCAUGAUUUUUAUCAUGAUCUUGCAUUAUCAAUUGCGGGGGCGGACUGUAGACUUGAUUAUUUGGAUGGCAAAACUCGUCAUGUAUCAUUUUCUAGUGGCUCAUCUUUUACUAAGACUUUAAGUUUUGUUAAAGCAAGCAGCAAGGUAUGUACAAUUCUUUUCACACAUGGUAAGUCAUCUGGUGCCAUGGAGGAGUCAACAUUGAGUGAACUGAUUGAGAGUCUCUCAAGGUUGCGUGCAUUAGAUAUACAUGGAUUGAAUAUUAAAAUAAUGCCAAAUUCAAUAGGGAAGUUAAUACAUUUGAAGUACUUAGAUCUUUCUUUUAAUCCUCUUAAAACUCUUCCUGAUUCAAUUACUGCAUUGUUGAAUUUGCAAACACUAAAACUUCAAGAAUGUUGUAAUCUUGAGCAAUUGCCUAGGGAUAUCACAAAAUUGGUUAGCUUCAAACACCUUGAUAAUAUAGGUUGUUCUAAGUUGAGACUGCCUCGAGGAUUACGGAAAAUGACUGGCCUUUGGUCAUUACCAUUAUUCAUUGUGAGGAAUAAUGGUGGACUAUGGGAAUUGAAAGGGCUAAACAACCUCAGAGGAACAUUUAUGAUCCAAAUUUUAGAACAAUUGGAAGAUGCAAACUCAAAAUGCAAGGCCAAAAAUUUAAGGGAAAAUCAACAUCUUGAGAGACUGGAUUUAACAUGGGCUCAUCAAGGAGUACAUGAUGAGAAGUUAUUAGAUAGCCUCCAGCCACAUCCAAAUCUCAAAAUUUUGGAAAUGUGGGGUUACACGGGUGUGACAUUUUCAAAUUGGCUUUCUUCCAUCGAAAAUCUUGUUAAUUUAACUUUAAGUAAAUGUGACAGAUGCAACCACUUGCCACCGUUGUCUGAACUCCCGUUUCUGGAAACAUUACGUCUUUAUAAAAUGAAAGGUUUGGAAUGCAUAUCAGAUUGUGAUAUGAGUGAGGAGGUUUCUACUGUAUCCUUCUUCCCGUCGCUAAAGUCACUUGAGAUUUGUGGAAGCCCUAACCUGAAGGGAUGGUGGAGGAGCGCAUCAAUGCCAGAUCAUCAACAACAUCCGAAUGACCAGUCACUGCCUUCAUUUCCUUGUCUUUCUUCUUUUUGGAUUCGUGAGUGUCCUAAUAUGACUUCCAUGCCCUUGUUUCCUUAUCUCGAAAAAUUCCUAUCUCUAAAUAAUGUUAGCAUAAAGCCUUUUCAAGAGACAAUACUCCUCUCUUCCUCCUCUUCCUCGUCCUCUCCUCUCUCCAAAUUAAAAACUAUGGAAAUAUCUAGUACGGAGGAUGUUGUGUCUCUACCACAUGGGUGGAUAUCGAAUCAAAUUUCUCUCGAGUCUUUAUACAUUUGGCGUUGCAAGGAGUUAAAUCUAGGAAGUGACGUGGACAAAAUGGAAUGGCGACACCUCAAUCGCCUCAAUCAUCUGGAAUUCCACAGCCUUCCAAAACUGAAUUCCUUACCUGCCGGUCUUCAAAACUUUGCCGCAGUGGAUUCGGAAGCUUAUCUCACUUGA